AUGCGCAAAAAAGAGGACAACAACACCUUUCAAACCGCGCGAGCCCCGGUCAGUAAAGGGGCUUUUGGUGGAGGCCUUCGGGCACCCGCCUCGGGACCCUCACAGCGACAGUCGUCGAGAGGACGGCAACUACCACAAGGGCCUGGCACGCGUCGCCGGCGAAGAGGUCAUCCGGCGGCGGUGGUCAUCCGGAAUGCACAGGCGGAAGGAGAGGGUGAGCAGGCGUCUUACGCCAGUAUUAUGCGGCUCGCCAAGGAAAAAGUCUCUCUUCUUGACCUGGGAAUCGAAGAUACCCGCAUCAGGCGAGAUGCGAGAGGAGGUAUCCUUGUCGAGAUUCCCGGAAUUGAUGGGGCAGUCAAGGCGGACGCUCUGGCCGAAGCACUUGUCCCGAUUCUCCAGGGAAAAGCCAAUGUCACCAGGCCGAUCCGGCGAGGAGAAGUAAGAAUCGUCGGCCUUGAUGUUUCGAUCUCGCCGGCCGACAUCCAGGAGCGGAUUGCAUCGGGCGACUUUGGAACGUGCCGUCGUCCCGAUGUAACGGUGGGCCCGAUCACUUAG
Molecule: messenger RNA, 555 nt
Organism: Pseudomyrmex gracilis
Lineage: Eukaryota; Metazoa; Arthropoda; Insecta; Hymenoptera; Formicidae
Exons: 1
Coding region: 1-555 (184 amino acids)
Source: RefSeq, a predicted model, not a curated record